Messenger RNA from Botrytis porri, 537 nucleotides. RefSeq lists its product as uncharacterized. Gene Ontology annotation, biological process: vacuolar transport. The transcript has 3 exons. Gene Ontology annotation, cellular component: endosome. The record is from RefSeq and is a predicted model, not a curated record. Lineage: Eukaryota; Fungi; Ascomycota; Leotiomycetes; Helotiales; Sclerotiniaceae. Bases 1 to 537 code for a protein of 178 amino acids.
AUGGCUUCGUUUCCCAACAUCUGGACUCAUCGUAAGGUGGCCGACACCGCUUCUAAGCCUUGUGAGAUUUGCUAUAAACCUAGUGCAAGUGUUCUGAUAACCCCAGAGAACAAGGACUUCUUUUAUGUAUGCCCAUCCCAUUUAAAGGAUAAAGGAUUUGCUACACCCAUUAUAGAUGAGGCUGCUAUUGCUGCUAAGAAAAAGAAAGAAAUGGACGACGAGAUCGCACGUGUGAAGCAGGAGUUCGAAGAGAAGCAGAAGAGAAAGAAGGAGAAGGAGAAGGAGAAGGAUAGUGAAGUUAAAAAAGAUGAAGGGAAGAAAGACGAGAAGAAGACUGAUGAGAAGGAGAAGUCAGACACUCCUGUAUCACCAGCACCAAGUCCAACAGCAGAUGAAGAACCUAGAGUCUUUUCCCUAAAAAAGGCGUUCUAUCAACAGAGACUGGACAAAAAGAGACAGGCGGAAGUUGCAAGACGAAAUCGUGAACGUCUCCAAAAUUCGAAUUUAUUUCCUCAAGUCCCUAAAGGUUUGCCUUGA